CGCGAACGUCCGUAGAAGAACCAGUGGCAUAAAAGAGACAAUGUAAACCUUGCCCUUCCCAAAGAUAUGUACUAACUAAAAUGCACUUCAUUCUGCUUCUCGUAUUUUUCUGCUCCGUGGCUCCCCGUACUGCCCUUUCUAUUUCCCAGGGUCCUCUUUCGACCUCGGGUCGUUGGAUUGUCGAUGCCCAUGGGAAGAAUGUGACCUUUGCGGGCGUCAACUGGCCUGGAGCUGCCGACGCCAUGUUGCCCGAAGGAUUACAGUAUCAGUCCAUCGAAUAUAUCGUCGACAAGAUCAAAACGCUGGGGAUGAACGUCGUCCGUCUCACUUUUGCAGUCGAGAUGAUCGAUGAUAUCCUAGACACGGGACGAGAUGUGCCUAUUCAUGACUCACUGGUCAAUGCCCUAGGUGAGAAGAAUGGCACGAUAGUCUUCAACAAUAUUGUCCAGCAGAAUCCGCAGUUCGGAGUCAAUACCACGAGACUUGAGGUUUUCGACGCAGUAGCCAAUGAGUGCUAUCGUCAAGGGAUCUACGUGCAUUUGGAUAACCAUAUUUCUAAAGCUAUGUGGUGUUGCUCCGGGACAGAUGGCAACACAUGGUUCGGAGACCGGUAUUUUGACGUGGCAAAAUGGUACCGGGGGUGGGAAUAUAUGGCUGAACAUGUUAGAUCUCUUCCUGCCGUCAAAAGUGUUGGAAUGCGAAACGAGCUCCGUAAAGCAGAGGAUAAUCCGACCUUGAUCGACAGCACGUAUAACUGGCAGUAUUGGUACCAGUACAUGGUUGAGAACUCCAAUCGAAUCCAUGCGGUGAACCCUGACCUUUUAAUAUAUUUCUCGGGCCUCGAUUAUGAUACGCGGCUCAGUCCCAUACCCACCGGUGAGGAUCUGGGGAACGGCAUUGCAUUCCACAAGAGCGAUUUUCAAUAUGCCGACAAGAUUGUGCUUGAGCUGCACAACUAUGAGCGCACGGCAACAAGCUGUGACGACCUCAAGUCAAGCUUAUGGGCAGCGGGCUUCAAUGCCCUGGAUACCCAGAACUCAAGUAUUAUAAACACCAUGCCGGUCCAGAUGACAGAGUUCGGUUUCCCGCAAGAUAGCACCACAUAUACAGAUGUCUAUGCGUCUUGCCUGAGGGAGUGGCUGCCCAGUCUCCAAGCGGGAUGGAUGGUUUGGGUGGUCGCUGGUAGCUAUUAUGUCCGUAAGGGAGUUCAUGAUGACGAUGAGAAAUGGGGACUGCUGGACCAUACAUGGUCGGAUUGGCGGUCAUCCGACGCGAUUCAUAAAGGACUGAUUCCCAUGGUUCAGGCGACGCUGGGGUAAAACAGAGGAUGUUCUAUUCACAAUGUUGUGGCUUCUGGAUAGCAACAAGCAGACCAUUAACAUCUUAAACGCGCCAGAUGCCAUCACGACCAAGCAGUCUUCGAAUUGCCGAAGAGGCUUUCUAGCUUGAACCCAAGAAGUGGAUGAUGUUCCAAUCCCUGAGCAAUUAACCAUCAAAGAUCUGUAGCUACUAAGCCGUGAUUUU
This is a messenger RNA of Aspergillus alliaceus, 1524 nucleotides long. Its product is annotated as cellulase family protein. NCBI's taxonomy places the organism in Eukaryota, Fungi, Ascomycota, Eurotiomycetes, Eurotiales, Aspergillaceae. The record is from RefSeq and is a predicted model, not a curated record. The coding region runs from base 81 to 1319 and encodes 412 amino acids. Gene Ontology annotation, molecular function: hydrolase activity, hydrolyzing O-glycosyl compounds. The transcript has 4 exons.